Molecule: messenger RNA, 1844 nt
Organism: Abrus precatorius (Indian licorice)
Lineage: Eukaryota; Viridiplantae; Streptophyta; Magnoliopsida; Fabales; Fabaceae
Product: F-box/kelch-repeat protein SKIP25
Exons: 1
Coding region: 160-1338 (392 amino acids)
Molecular function (GO): protein binding
Source: RefSeq, a predicted model, not a curated record
GUAGGAUGUAUUUUAAAUGAAGGAAAAAGCUGAAACGGGUAGAGACUGUUCUCUUCUCUUUCUCUUUCUCUUUCUCUUUCUCUCACUUACUUUAGCUUUUGAUUACAACUUAAAACAUCUCUGAAACUCACACACACACACACAUUCUCUCUUGAAUCCAUGGCCAAAGAAGAAGAAGAACACGAGAAGAGUUCAUCCAACACAACGAAACGGAAAAGAGGAGAAGAAGAAGAAGGACUGAUACCAGGCCUCCCAGACCACAUAGCCCAACUCUGUCUCUCAGCAAUCAACCCUUCACUUCUCUACAGAAUCUCACACUCAUGCAGACGCCUCAUUUACUCACAAUCAUUCCCUCCAUUCUUCUCUCUCUACGCCAUUCUAUCUCCUCUCCAAACCCAAACCCAAACCCAAACCCAAACCCAAACCCAAACCCAAACCCAAACCCAAAAUCAACCCAACCCAAUCCAAUUCCACAACUUUGACCCCAUCUCAUCCACCUGGCGGACCCUCCCUCACCCACACCCGCCGCUCCACCACCUCCUCCUCCGCCAUCCUUCCUUCCUCUCCCGGAACCUCUCCAUCCAAUCCAUCUCCGUCGCCGGCAACCUCGUCCUCCUCGCCGCCACCACCCACAACCUCUUCCCCGCUCUCCAACGCCCGUUAAUCUUCAACCCUCUCGCCCAAUCGUGGUCCUUCGGCCCCUCCCUCUCCACGCCGCGCCGAUGGUGCGCCCUCGGCUCCUCUCGCGGCUCGCUCUACGUCGCCAGCGGCAUCGGGACCCAGUUCUCCAUCGACGUCGCGCGCUCCCUCGAAAAAUGGGACCUGCGCAGGGGGAACGACGCCGUUUGGGAGAAGAAAAUGGACCUCAAGGACGCUAGGUUCACUAGAGAAGCAAUUGACGCUGUUGGAUGGAGAGGGAAACUCUGCAUGGUCAACGUUAAAGGCGAUGCUGCCAAAGACGGUGCCGUUUAUGACGUCAACGGUGAUUUCUGGACAGAGAUGCCGGAGGGCAUGUUGUGUGGGUGGAGGGGACCCGUUGCGGCUAUGGAUGAAGAUGUGAUGUAUGUGGUGGAUGAGGUUAAGGGUGUGCUUCGAAGAUACGUGCCAGAACAAGAUUCUUGGGAAGAGGUCGUCGAAUCUCAGAGAUUCAAAGGGGCUGAAAAGCUCGUUGCGGAAAGAGGAAGGCUUUGCGUUGUUUCUGCUUCUGGGAUUUCUGUCGUGGAUGUUGUGGCAGCGGCGCCACGGAUCUCGGUGGUGGAGUUGCCGGAAGGGUUUGAAGCGGUGGCCGUUCAUGUCUUGCCCAGGAUGCCGGUCACUGAUUUUGAUUUUUCUGUCUAAUGUUGAGAUUGAUGUGAGACUGAGAAUGAGACUCUUUUAUUUUUUGUAAGGAAAGUAAAAUAUAAAAUUAAACGAGAAGAAUAUAGUGACUCUCUUUUUGUUAUUGUGUAAAAUAAAAUGAGCUUGUGAAUGUUGGAACUUUGAAUAUAUUUGAUAUUUUUUCUUUGUUUUGUGGUCUCAAAACUUUAGAGCUGAAAGUGAAAAUUUGUCCGUAAUGCAAACAGAGGGGUGUGUGGGGGUGUGAGAGAUUUUUCUCAUUUGGGGAGAAAGUGGGUGGAGUGAAUGCCUUCUAAUGAUGAGGUUGGCAUUGAAUCCAUGGAUUUGUGAGGGCAGGGAGGAGAUUCAUGAAAUCAAUAGUAACAGUCCACUUUCUUCAGUUUCUGAUUUGAUUUCUGAUUGAGAAAGAAGGGUUGUGAGACCAAAUCAUGUUGCCUGUUUCAAUGGAUUCAUGUCAAUGUUGUGUGUUCCUCCUCAUUUUCUUUUAUUCAAUGGAUAAUUACACUUUA